Molecule: messenger RNA, 1885 nt
Organism: Diachasmimorpha longicaudata
Lineage: Eukaryota; Metazoa; Arthropoda; Insecta; Hymenoptera; Braconidae
Gene: Arp3
Product: Actin-related protein 3
Exons: 5
Coding region: 125-1378 (417 amino acids)
Biological process (GO): Arp2/3 complex-mediated actin nucleation
Cellular component (GO): Arp2/3 protein complex; actin cortical patch
Molecular function (GO): actin filament binding
Source: RefSeq, a predicted model, not a curated record
UACGUAUAGCGUAUGUACAUCUAUGUCAGUGUAAAAGGUGUGUUAUUUGUGUGUUUCGUCAUCGUGGUUGUCAAAACGUCUGUUAAAGAAUUUAAUUUAUAGAGAUAAUCAAUCGUUAAACAAAAUGUUAGGGCACCCUCCGGCGUGUGUUAUUGAUGUAGGAACAGGGUAUACAAAAUUAGGAUUCGCUGGUAAUCGUGAUCCACAGUUGACCAUUCCAUCGGCGAUAGCCAUCAAGGAAACCGCCAAAGUCGGUGAUAACUCGGCCAGGCGUGUGACCAAGGGCGUGGAGGAUCUCGAUUUUUAUAUCGGAUAUGAAGCAUUUAAUUCACCUGGUUAUUCCAUCAAAUAUCCUGUUAGACAUGGACUCGUUGAAGACUGGGACUUGAUGGAGAGAUUUCUUCAGCAAUGCAUUUUCAAGUAUCUAAAAGCAGAGCCUGAAGACCAUCAUUUUCUCCUCACAGAGCCUCCCCUGAACACACCAGAGAAUCGAGAAUACCUCGCCGAAAUAAUGUUCGAGUCCUUCAACGUUCCGGGACUGUACAUCGCUGUCCAGGCUGUCCUGGCACUGGCUGCCUCCUGGACAGCUAAAACCGUAGAGAAUCGAGUGCUGACUGGUGUGGUAGUCGACAGCGGGGAUGGCGUUACUCACGUAAUUCCAGUGGCUGAGGGUUUCGUCAUAGGGAGCUGUAUAAAGCACAUUCCAAUUGCUGGAAGAGAUAUAACUUACUUCAUACAGAGUCUCUUGAGGGAACGAGAAGUGGGUAUACCACCAGAACAAUCACUCGAGACUGCCAAAGCAAUUAAGGAGAAGCACUGCUACAUUUGUCCUGACAUUGCCAAAGAGUUUUCUAAGUACGAUGCCGAUCCAACGAAGAUAAAACAGUACACGGGAAUCAAUAAUAUUACGCAACAACCGUUCAAUGUUGACGUGGGGUAUGAGCGCUUUUUAGGUCCUGAAAUAUUCUUCCAUCCUGAGUUUGCGAAUCCUGAUUUCACAACUCCCCUGGUUGAAAUUGUGGACGAUGUCAUCCAAAGCUGCCCCAUCGACGUGAGAAGACCAUUAUACAAAAACAUUGUUCUCUCUGGCGGAUCAACGAUGUUCAAAGACUUCGGGCGGAGAUUACAGCGGGAUAUGAAAAAAAUGGUUGAUACGCGACUGAAAUUGAGUGAAAAAUUGAGCGGUGGUCGCAUAACGCCAACUGCCAUAGACGUUCGUGUAAUUUCUCAUCCUAAGCAGCGUUGUGCUGUUUGGUUCGGUGGUGCUUUGUUAGCCAAUGAACCUGAAUUCUAUCAGGUGUGCCAUACGAAAAAGGAUUAUCAAGAGUACGGGCCUGGUAUCUGUCGUUUCAAUCCAGCUUUUCGCAGUCUCUUGUAAAUUUUCAAGUAUUCAGAAUGGAAAAAACCCUACGAACAAGUGAAAUUUUAGCUAAUCAAUUUCCAUAAUUUUUCCACUUUUUUUACGUAUAUUUUUUAUGAAUUUUUAUGCAAUCCGUUGCUCACCAACACUGAGUAUUAUGUCAUGUAUGGAAUAUCAUUCAACUGAUGCUAUUUGAGACGAGUGAAAGUUUUUUCAACGCACAUCAAAACUUAAAAUUACUCGUUUUUUGUUAAAUUUGAAUUCAAUUGGGAGGAAAGAAACUAAGAUUAAUUAAUAGUAAGAGUGAGUAAUGACGACAAAUAUUCAUGAAUUCAGGUCAAUAUAAAAAAUUUCCAUUUCCGAAUUUAACGUAUAAUUGUAAAUAGAUGUUUCUUGGGUUUUUGGUAAAUAGUUAUGUUGUGUUCUGAUCUUUUGUCAUUGAAAGCGUUCAAUGUCUGGUAUUUUAUGUCGUAUAAUGAGGAUAACAUGCAAUGUCAAUAAAGGUUUUCAUAAUUUAUCGAAAAA